UGUAAGGGCGGCAGCGGAGAAGAAAAUUCACGAAUUUAGGAAUCACGGUCUCCGUGACCGUCACUUCGGAGAGAUAGUCAUCAGCGGGGCGGUCCCGCCGCGUGGAUGGUGGCGGGCGAAUGGGGCUAUGCGCCGGUGCCGGCCACACCCGCCAUGAACGCGUUCUUGGAGACCAACCAUGCGCACCUCGCCUCCUACGGGCUGAAGAUGUCGCCGCAGCCGGGGUGCGGCGUCGGGCCGCAACACCGCGCGGCCGCACCCCAUCCGCCGCCACCGCACCAUCCGUCGCACUACCAGCCGUACCCGCUGCACUCCUACCAGCCGGGAUACCUGCGCGAGUACGGCGGCUGCGGGGAGCUGUUCUCGCAGCAGCCGCUGGAGCAGAGCUGGGACUGGCGCGGCGACGUGCACUACCAGGGCGGAGCGCCGCCGCUCGUGCCGCACGCCCACGCGCACGCGCCGCACGCGUUCCUGCGCUACGUGCGCGCCCCGCCGCGCCGCGACAUGCGAUGUCAGUGGCUGGACCCCGAGCAGCCUCCGCCGCGGAAACUGUGCAACAAACUAUUCUCGAGCAUGCACGAGAUUGUGACGCAUUUAACGGUGGAACAUGUGGGUGGACCGGAGUGCACGACGCAUGCCUGCUUUUGGCAGGGCUGCUCGAGGAACGGUCGACCCUUCAAAGCGAAGUACAAGCUAGUGAACCACAUCCGUGUCCACACAGGAGAGAAGCCCUUUCCCUGCCCUUUCCCUGGAUGCGGGAAGGUGUUCGCGAGAUCUGAAAAUUUGAAGAUACAUAAAAGAACUCACACGGGUGAAAAGCCAUUCAAAUGUGAAUACGCGGGCUGCGACCGCCGAUUCGCCAACUCCUCGGACAGGAAGAAGCAUUCGCACGUGCACACGUCGGACAAGCCCUACAACUGCCGCGUGCACGGCUGCGACAAGUCCUACACGCAUCCAUCUUCUCUGCGGAAGCAUAUGAAGGUGCACGGGGCGGCCGGCGACGCGUCGCCGCGGUACGACAGCGAUGGAGACGAUUCCUCAUCCGCGGGAAGCGUCAGCGUCACGGCCGGUGCAGCCAGCCCGCCAGCGCCCAUACCCCCACCGCCUCCCCAAGCGACCACCCUACACCCACACCAUCACCCCACGAUAACAGAUAAACUAGAGAGCCUUAACGAUAAAUACCUUAAUCCUCACGACCAUAAGUCGUACGAGCGCCCGCCGGCGCCACCUCAUCACAACCAACCUCCUCACCUUACGAAUAUCGGGGGUAACGGUAUGAUGGAUAACAAAUUAGGCUUCAGUGGGCACUGGAGCCAGUUCCAACAACCCGCGCCCACUGUUCCUCAUGCGGUACCGGAGUGGUGGUGCCCCACGCAAGAGUCCUAUCACCACCACCAUUUGAUGCACCACUCCGGCGCCGCCGCCGCUUAUUGACCGCACCGCGCUUAGUAAACUCUUCAUUCGACGCGGAGUAGCUACCUACACCUACCUGCCAUGUGCCUGACGCCCAUCUUAUGUUUUUGCACUCAAGUCCGCCUAAACUAAAAUAAAAUUUAACGGGCUUUCAAAAUGUUACAUUAUGCUCAAGAUUUUGACUAUCUACGUGGAAUGAAAAGUUCACUAAAGCGCUUUCUAUUAUGCUUUUAAGAAUGCGAUACGCUUAUUAAUAAAAUAGUCGAUAGUAGGUAAUUUUCUGAUCCGUUUUGAAAAAGAUUUCCUCUCAAUGCCAGAA
Messenger RNA from Maniola jurtina (meadow brown), 1732 nucleotides. It is a transcript of the gene opa, whose product is annotated as zinc finger protein ZIC 4. Bases 106 to 1434 code for a protein of 442 amino acids. The record is from RefSeq and is a predicted model, not a curated record. Gene Ontology annotation, cellular component: nucleus. The transcript is spliced from 2 exons. Gene Ontology annotation, biological process: central nervous system development; regulation of transcription by RNA polymerase II. Lineage: Eukaryota; Metazoa; Arthropoda; Insecta; Lepidoptera; Nymphalidae. Gene Ontology annotation, molecular function: DNA-binding transcription factor activity, RNA polymerase II-specific; RNA polymerase II cis-regulatory region sequence-specific DNA binding.